Molecule: messenger RNA, 1368 nt
Organism: Penicillium robsamsonii
Lineage: Eukaryota; Fungi; Ascomycota; Eurotiomycetes; Eurotiales; Aspergillaceae
Exons: 1
Coding region: 1-1368 (455 amino acids)
Biological process (GO): guanosine tetraphosphate metabolic process
Source: RefSeq, a predicted model, not a curated record
AUGGCACCCAACACAACAUUCACGGUCCCGGAAAAUGAGUCAAUGACCUCCUUAUUUAUCCAACAAUAUAGGACUCAGGACAUAGUCUAUUAUCGCAAGAACCUCAGCGCAGUCGUGGAAAUAUGCAAGCAGGUCCUUUCCAACCAUGGAAUACCCCAUGCCACAGAGUCCCGGCUCAAGGAGGCGGCCAGUCUUGAAAACAAACUUGCGAAAUUCGAACGCGAGCGUGGAUUUCCUUACCAAACCAUGGAAGAUAUCAGCAAUGAUAUUGUUGAUCUUGCUGGAAUGUGCAUCUUGGUGCAUAUCCCGUCAAACCGAAUAAAAGCCAGCGAGCUUUUGCACGACGCCUUCGUGGUCAAAAAGGUGGUGAAUCACCCAAAAAAUGAUGAACCCAAGGAAACCUCUCAGAGCUCUCAAGGCUAUGUCUCGACACAUACACAUGUCUUGCUGAAAACGGAGGACCUCCAUGACCGAGGGUUACAAUCCACCGAUGCGAAACUGGUCGAAAUCCAAGUCAUAAGCACAGAACUGCGUGGAUGGACAAACUUAGAACAUGACUCGGUGUACAAGCCCAGGGGAAAACUCACUCUUGCCAUACGCCACAAACUGGAAACAAUGCGGAGGAUUGUGGACGUGAAUGAGAACAUCCACCAGCAAAUAGAAGAAGAGCAAGCACACAGAGCAGCAAAGGAGAACCGAUCUCUUCGAUCUGUCGAUGAUGUCGGCUUUAUUCUUCAAAAAUGGCUUGAGGAGCAUCACUCGGCAUGGUUUCAAGGUCGAACAGCCGGGUCGUGCACAUCGCUUUUCAAUUUCCUGAAAUCUCGCAAGAUGGACACUCGCGGGGAGCUGCGAAGGCUGCUUGGAGCGAAUCUUGGAUCUGAUUCAGAAGCUAUGUACUCGAGGCUUGCGAGUGAAUAUCCAGCUGGCAGGUUGACUCUUGUUAUUUUCAUCAUGGAUCGUCUGUUAUUGACGGAUGAUGGAAGUGACGUGGCGGGUUUUGUUACCGGUGACGACCAUCAAAUCCAUCUUUACAAACUCCAGGCAAUGAUGAGCACGUUUGUUUGGCUGGAUAGGCUUUUUACCCCUCCUCUUGAGUGGCAGCUAGUCUUCGCAGCUCAGAACCAGGAAUCUCUUCGAUACGGUCUCGCCUUGCUUAACAGCGUUCGAAUGAAUCUUUUCUUGGAUGGGAAUCUGCCCGGGGACGACGAGAUCGCUAUUAUUGAUCACCUUUGGGACUGGUUUGAGCGUCAAGAUGACCGGAAGAUCAGAUUGGCUUUUGCCAUUUCCAAGAAUGGGUUGUUUAGAGACAGGAAGGAUGCGCGGGAGGUAAUUCCGCAGUUGAUUCAUGGGAUGGGAUCUUUGAAUUGA